This is a messenger RNA of Ostrea edulis (European flat oyster), 3772 nucleotides long. Its product is annotated as rab3 GTPase-activating protein catalytic subunit-like. Gene Ontology annotation, molecular function: GTPase activator activity. The record is from RefSeq and is a predicted model, not a curated record. The coding region runs from base 19 to 3141 and encodes 1040 amino acids. The transcript is spliced from 25 exons. Lineage: Eukaryota; Metazoa; Mollusca; Bivalvia; Ostreida; Ostreidae. Gene Ontology annotation, biological process: positive regulation of GTPase activity.
UCAAUUUCAUAUUCUCCAAUGGCAGCUGACGAAGAUGCUGAUGUUUUUGAGAUUACAGAUUUUACUACAGCCUCUGACUGGGAAAGAUUUGUGGCCCGUCUUGAGGAACUCUUACAUGAGUGGAAGUUAGUGAACCACAAUCCUCUUCCUCCAGCCCCAAGGGGCAGUCUUAGUACAGGAAAAUGGUGUGAGAAAACAGAGACCAUCAACUUUGCAGACUUUGUAUUUUUGGUAACAUACAAAUAUUUGGAGCGAAAUGACAUUCAGAAAACAGGAGAGGAGCAGAGACCAAGUCCAGAUGAUGAGUCUGAAGAAAAAGAAAGCUCAGAGGAUACUUUGCCUACAGUUAUGGCUGACAUGAUGAGUCUAGAUAAUGACUUCCCAUCAAAAUCCCACUGUCUUUCUAGAUGGUAUGGCUUGCAGGAGUUUCUUGUCAUAACACCAUCUCAAACUUCUGCAGCCAUAGAUAGUGAAAGUAGAGCUAAAAUUCUACUGAGCUCGGUAUCCAUUGCAUUAAACAACACUGGAAGCCCUUUACCAGUGUUCAUACAAGUGCAGCAGUACUGGAGAAAGAUGUUUUGUGGGGCGUGUGUGCUGCCAGGGUCCUCAAUAGACUUUGAUGUCAUUCACUUGAAGACAGCCCCUCCUCAGUAUAACCAUCUUUCAGGACUCCUGGAUGUCUUCAAGGCUAAAAUGGCAACACAAAUAAUGCCGAGACCUACUGUGAUGGUAGCAGUGAGAUUUACAUACAUACUAACAGAGUGGCACAAUACUGCCUGGCCUCAGGAACCACCAGUUUCUUUUAUUCGCAAAGAUUUUUCAUCUCUCAUGGAAGAUGAAGUUGGUUGUUCAGAUUUUGGGAAUCUACCAUUUGGAGCUUGUGAAGAUCCUGUGAGUGAAAUGCAACUUGCAUGCACUUGGCCUAGUUUAUCAGAGGAUAUGAUUGUUGAAAACCAAAGUUACAGUGACCUUGACCCAAUGCAAGCACCACAGUGGGCAGCCCGCAUUAUCAUGACAGAAGAUCCAAACUGUCUACUUGGUAAAUACUUGAGUGAGUUUCUGAAAAUUGCGCACAGAAAAGAGACAGUGGAGGAUCUGUUGUGGAAUGUCUUAUCUAAAGAGGAAGAUGAUCAGACAGCUGAUAUUAGUCAGGCUCUACAGAAACUGACAGAACCGAAAGUGGCCAAAAUGUACAACAUUCCUUCUCUUAGUAAUGUGGUCCAUAGUGCUAGCAGCAGACUGGCCAUCAAACCUGGACAGGCACCAAUUAAUGGGGACACUCUCACAGCACUGCUAGAUUUCUUAUUUCCUGAUGCAAAACCAAAUUGGGAGAAAGAUGACAAAAGUGAAAGUGAAAAUGAAAGUAACAAACCAAACAGUAAAUAUUCCCACAUCAGAGAGAAUUUGUCAAAGCAGCUGAAGUCUGCCCCUGAUGGUAGUCUUCUGCAUAAUUUAGUCAUUGCAUUGGUGAUGGUAAACAUGCAUCAUGGAGGAAUUCGGGGUGUUGCCCAGUUAUGGCAAGAGUUUGUCCUAGAGAUGAGAUACCGGUGGGAGAACAAGUACCCAAUCAGUGGAAUUAGUCCAGGGUCACCAAACUUGGGAACUUGUCUUCUCUAUCAAAAGUUACAGAUGCUGAAUUGUUGUAUAGAAAGGAAGAUAAAGAGAGAACAGUUGUUCAAAGGUUACACGGGACAGAGUGCAGAUGAUAUGACAGAUUCUGGAAGUCCUGAUGAUGUAAUGUCUAGUCACUUAUCUACCUCAGACUCUGAAAUAUGUGGUGCUAAUGAAUCAGAAGAGAGUAGAUAUGAAUCUAAACAGCAUUCAAAACGAGAUGAUGAGAAAGAAAAGGAGGAUAUCCCAGCCAAAAGACCACAUUUGGACAGUUCUAGUGACGAUGAGUUUUUUGAGUGUGGAGAUGAGGGGGAAGACAGUGAGGAUGGAUGUACAGAGAUGGAAGUAGAGACUGUAAUGGCAAAGGAUAAAUCAGCAGCAGAUGGAGAUAUGGUCUCUUUGGAAAUGUCUAUGACAAGCUCCUCCUCUUAUGUGGACACUGCCACAAACAAACCAGAGGGGCGGCUGGCAAAGUCGGGGGAUCUCAAACUUCUAAACUCAGAGGAACCGCUGUAUAUUCCUAUCACACAGGAUCCCUCUCCCAUGACAGAAGACAUGCUGGAGGAGCAUGCAGAGGUUCUAGCCAGGCUAGGUACUUCAUCAGAGGGAGCCCAGCUGAGGGCAAGGAUGCAGAGUGCAUGUCUUGUGUCAGACAUGGAGUCAUUUAAAGCAGCCAAUCCAGGCUGUGUUGUUGAAGACUUUGUCAGGUGGUAUUCACCAAGAGACUGGGUGGAGGAUGAAGACUCAACAAAGGAAAAUCCUAAAGGUCAUCUGAGCACAAGGAUGCAAAUCCCUGGUAACAUCUGGAGUGAGGCCUGGCAGAGUGCCAAACCAGUGCCAGCAAGGAGACAGAAGAGGCUGUUUGAUGACACUAAGGAAGCUGAAAAGGUACUGCAUUUCCUGUCUGCCAUGAAGCCAGCAGAUGUGGUGGUUCACUUCCUACCUAUGUUGCUACAUUCAUCUAUUUUCAAAAUCAUUGAUAAUGAGGACUCGGAUAUUCCAAAACUGAAAGAUAUGAUAGAACACUUGGUGUCAAAAGCCUCUAUGGUUACUAGGACUCCUCACCAAGAGGUCAGGAGAUAUGAGGAUUUAGUCAAGCUGAUGACCCUAGCAGAAACUUUGAUAGCAAGGGCAACAUCCCUGAAGGCUAAAUUUCCCAAUUCUCUCGAGGAGAGCUCGAGUGGAAAAGAAGAUGUGGGGAAAUUCAUCAGUGACCUCCUCCACCAUACUGAGGUCCCUAUUAAUGGUGGACCAACAGGACCAGUAGGGAACAUGAUCCACAAGCUGUUUGUGGCGGCUCAGAAGGACUUGCAUAUGGUCAUAGAAGAUGAGGACAGCAAUGACGAUAUCAGCAGUAAUACUGUACCAGACUUCCCCAAACCCACAGCUCGGGAGUACAUACUGAGGACAGCUGCACCAAGACCAGCACCAUAUUCUAAAUCUCUACCACAUAAAAUGACUUGUUGUAUUAUUGAGGGACAUGAAUUCCGACUGGCAGGAGCAUUUUCCACAGACACCAUAUUUCAGUAACGAUGAUCAAUGAAGAAGUUUUAUUUAUGAAUCUUUGUGAAGUAAAUUUUGGGAUAUCACGACAUAAAUUUACUUUAAGUAUUUCAAGAAUUAGCAUGCUUCACAUUUUAGAAGUGCUGGCCACUAAAAAUGCAUAAUUGACACAUGUUACAAACAAAAUCUUUUCUGGACGAUAAGUUUAUAUUAAAUUGCAAACAUUAUGAAUAGAUUAUGUUGAAAAUUGGAAGAAAAUGUACCUUUUUACAGGGGUAAAAGUUUUGUUUUCUUGAAUUAUGCAACAUACGAAAUAUGUAUUUUCCUAUUCUGUUAUUGUAUGCACCAUUUAUUAUUUUAGGAAUUGGGAGAUAUAUUAUUUGCAAACAAGCAAGGCUUGUUGAUGAAAGAAAGGAAAGUUUUUUUGUAUCAUUCAGUCAGAGAUAAAAGCUUCAAACUUUACAUGUAAAGUCUGUAAGGAGGAUUUGGCUUAACUAUUGUGCUUAACAAAUGUCUUUCUAGAUUUUUUUUUGGGGGGGGGAGGGGGGUCACUUGGUAUCAUGGUAUUUAAAAAAAUAUCUCAGUAACAGACAUUAUUCAAUGUUUGCAUUAUGGAUGUUGUUCUUUGUAUACACAAUAAAAACUGAAUGAAACUGCC